AUGGACAACAUCGACGACAGAUAUGAACGGCUUGUAGAUCUUCACGACUGCACAAGGGGGACGAAGAGUUUCAAAAUCAUCAAGAGACGCCUGUCUCCGAAAACUCUGGAGCUGAUACGUCAGCGUGGAGCUGCACAAGCUGCAGACAACAAAGAACUCACGCCCAAGAUCGCAAGGUUCUGCAGAGAGGCGAUAAAAGAAGACCUCAAAGAGAGAAGAGCAGAAAUGUUGACUGAAGAGGCAGGACAGAACGGUCGCUACGCCCGUCAGAACUUCGCCAAUAGUAAGACAACAACGACUGCUCUCUGGACCCCAAAUGGAACAACAGCAUCAAAAAGGGAUGGAAAAGACAAUUCACGACUUCUACUAAGAUUUCUUUGA
Messenger RNA from Necator americanus (New World hookworm), 381 nucleotides. RefSeq lists its product as uncharacterized. The coding region runs from base 1 to 381 and encodes 126 amino acids. The transcript has a single exon. NCBI's taxonomy places the organism in Eukaryota, Metazoa, Nematoda, Chromadorea, Rhabditida, Ancylostomatidae. The record is from RefSeq and is a predicted model, not a curated record.